Messenger RNA from Cooperia oncophora, 429 nucleotides. The record is from the annotation of a GenBank genome assembly. NCBI's taxonomy places the organism in Eukaryota, Metazoa, Nematoda, Chromadorea, Rhabditida, Trichostrongylidae.
AUGUUCAUUGAGACUCAACGCACCGAGGGAGUUUCGACCAGCGAUGUCGUGUGUCGUAUAAUUCGUGACUACGACAAAUACGUGCGUAGAAAUCUUCAGCGAGGAUAUUCCGCAAAGGAGUUGAACGUCGGUUUUCUUGCGAUACAAAAUAAAGUCGACAGCCUGAAGGAAAAAGGCCUGGAGUUCAUUAACAAUUGGAAAAGCCGAUCAGAUGAAUUCAUUCGAGACUUCUUGGAUACAUUCCAUCGUGAUGGUCGAUUGAAUGCAUUCGGUGGACGUUUGAAAGGACUUGUAUCCCGCUCGAAUUCUCCAUCACCAACUCCCGAACAUUGUACCGUUGAAGAUCAGGACGAGCUGGAUGGCGCUCCAGAAUAUGUGAGGCGAACGUACUCGAAUGGAUCAUCAGGAUCUUCACCGCAUAGUUUCUGA